Macaca mulatta (Rhesus monkey) is the source of this 2169-nucleotide messenger RNA. RefSeq names its product C-type lectin domain family 4 member A (gene CLEC4A). Lineage: Eukaryota; Metazoa; Chordata; Mammalia; Primates; Cercopithecidae. The record is from RefSeq and is a predicted model, not a curated record.
ACUCCUGACCUCAGGCGAUCCACCUGCCUUGGCCUCCCAAGGUGCUGGGAUUACAGGUGUGAGCCAAUGCUCCUGGCCUGCUUGGGCUCUUAAAGGCUUGUCUCCAAUGGGAACUUUGUUUGAGGUGAUAAUGUGUUUCAAUUUGCCUAUUUUGUCAUUGCAUGACAAGGACUACCAAGUCCCAUCUGUUAAUACUAGUAGUACUUCCUCUUUUCUCAGCUUCAGCCAGAUUGGAUAAUAAAUCUCAAAUUUCCUCUAUUUCCCUGAAGGUCUGUAGCUUUCAAGUAUUUAUGGUACAGUUUCUGAAAGCAAAUACCUGGAUUUGCAGCUGUUGUAGAAUAUGAAGGGCUCUGUUUCAUAAAGUGGGAAUAUUCUUCAAACAUAAGGAGAGUUAGAUGCCAAAAAGAAUGACAACCAUUCCUUGUGUAAACAAGUGACUGAGGCAGGUCUCAACUGAUUUACAUGUUUAUUUUGCCAAGGUUGAGGACGUGCCCAGGAAUUAAACACAAAUGACAGAAGCAUCUGCGAUCGGUGCUUUUUCCGAAGAGGAUUUUGAGGACUUCAGUAUGUUAAGGGAAAAGAGCAAGCAGGAGGGGAAGGAGAUAACUCGCAUUGGCCAACAGAAUCAGAGCAAAUAUAAUGUACACCUUAUCUGAAUAAAGGAUGCUACUACAUGGUUCAGCUUACGAGGAGUUAUUCUGUGAUCUCAGCUUCCAGAAUGAGAAAACACUUGGAAAGGAGCCAAGCAGAGUUGCAGUCAGCUCCAUGGUGACCCUAAGCACAUGUGCAAUCAUGCAAUAAAGGGAGCUGCUUUCUGGAGAUUCUAGCAAGAUGAAUGCAGACUCUUGAUAGAGUAGUUACCAACAAGGAAACACCGAGAGCAUGGAGAAGCAGCUUCAGAAGGCAUGCGGUUUAAACUUUGCCUUCCCCACCAUGCUAGAGGAAGCUGAUUCUUGAAGGUGAGUGAAAGGAAGGAGGUAAUCUACCACCAUGUUUGGUUCUCAUUUAUAAGAUGUUUUAAGAAAGAUUUGAAACCAAUUUUUUGAAGAAAGCAGAAGGUCUCUUCCCAUUAUGACUUCAGAAAUCACUUAUGCUGAAGUGAGGUUCCAAAAUGAAUCCAAGUUCUCAGGCAUCGACUCAGCCUCUUCUGCAGCUUCCAAGAAAAGGACUGCCCCUCACAAAAGUAAUACCGGGUUUUCCAAGCUGCUUUGUGCCUCAUUGAUGAUACUUUUCCUGCUAUUGGCAAUCUCAUUCUUUUUUGCUUUUUUCAUUUUCUUUCAAAAAUAUUCUCAGCUUCUUGAAAAAAUGACUACGAAAGACCUGGUUCAUACAACAUUGGAGUGUGUGAAAAAAAAUAUGACCACGGAAGAGACAGCCUGGAGCUGUUGCCCAAAGAAUUGGAAGCCGUUUAGUUCCAACUGCUACUUUAUUUCUACUGAAUCAGCAUCUUGGCAAAAGAGUGAGAAGGACUGCGCUAGAAUGGAGGCUCACCUGCUGGUGAUAAACACUCGAGAAGAGCAGGAUUUCAUCUUCCAGAAUCUGCAAGAAGAAUCUGCUUAUUUUGUGGGGCUCUCAGAUCCAGAAGGUCAGCGACAUUGGCAAUGGGUAGAUCGGACACCAUACAAUGAAAGUUCCACAUUCUGGCAUCCACAUGAGCCCAGUGAUCCCAAUGAGCGCUGUGUUGUGCUAAAUUUCCGUAAAACACCCAAAAGAUGGGGCUGGAAUGAUGUUCAUUGUAUUGUUCAUCAAAGGUCAGUUUGUGAGAUGAUGAAGAUCCACUUAUGAACUGAACAUUCUCCAUUAACAAGUGGUUGGAUUGGCAUCUGUCAUUGUAGGGAUAGAUAAUAAGCUCUUCUUAUUUAUGUGUAAGGGAGGUCCAUAUAAUUUAGGUGGUCUGUCAACUAUUCUACUUAUGAGAGAAUUGGUCUGUACAUUGAUUGAUUCACUUUUUCAUAAAGUGAGCAUUUAUUCAUGUGCCAAAGCCUGUACUGAAGACCCCUAUUGUGCACACAUGGAGAGAACAUGAGUCUCUCUUAAUUUUUGUCUGGUUGCUAAAGAAUUAUUUACCAAUAAAAUUAUAUGAUGUGGUUUCUCCUCCUGUCUGGUUUUCUCUUCAUCCCUACUAUACUGAUGUAUAAUUGACAAAUAAAAUGGUAUAUAUUUAAGGUG